CGAGAGCGACGAAUCACCGCGGGCGGACUGACACACGAUGAUGAGCGACGACAGCACAACCACAGCAGAGGGUGCUGGUGGAGAGCUGAUUGUGCGGUCCACGGAGAUUGUGGACUUGAACCAGGAGGUGAAGCAGCGCGUCGAAACAGAACCAUGCGCACGGCCAUAUCUGUCUGUAAAGUUUGCCAAGGAGGCAAAGCGGCACUGGGAUCUGUUCUACAAGCGAAACACAGUCAACUUCUUCAAGGACAGGCACUGGCUGACGCGGGAAUUCCCCGUCUUGAUGCAGGAAACCAACCCACAAGGUGAGCGUCCCGUGCACCUGGAGAUUGGCUGCGGGGUCGGCAAUACCGUGUUCCCUCUGCGCAAGGAGAACCCCCGCUUGUUUGUCCACGCCUGCGACCUCUCCCCACGGGCCGUUAACUUUGUCAAGGGCCAUGAGGAGUUCACUGAGGAGGACUGCCACGCGUUUCAAUGCGAUCUCACCCGCGAUGACGUCUUGGAGCACAUGGAACCAGAGAGCUGCGACACAAUCACGGCGCUGUUUGUCCUCUCUGCCAUGUCCAUCGACGAGAUGCGCCUGCUCCUGGCAAACGUCGUCAAGGUGUUGAAGGCUGGCGGGGCCGUGUGCUUUCGUGACUACGGCAUAUAUGACCACGCCAUGCUGCGCUUUAAGAAGGGACACAAGCUCGCACCGCAGCUGUAUUACAGGCAGGACGGCACGCGCGCAUUCUACUUUGAGCUCGAGCAAACGCGGGCACUCUUCAAGGAAUUUGGGCUGGAGGCUGACGACCUUGCGUACGUGAGCCGCCGAACCAUCAACAAGAAAGAGGGCGUAGACUUGGCACGCGUGUUCGUGCAGGGAACCUUUGUGAAACAACGGCAACAACAGGCUGGCGACGGCGACGAUGAUGAUAGUGCUGAUGGUGCGGAUGCUGCUGUUCAUGGCAGCGGUGAUGCGAAUGAUGCCAGUGACCAUGCAGGGAAGGCAGACGGUGCCGCAGAUGACUAGGUGCCCUCAGAUACGCGCUGUUGAUGGGAUGAGCACGGAUGGGCGUGUGUUUGUUUGUGAAUACCAAGCAUGUUGCAUUUGCAAUGGUG
Salpingoeca rosetta is the source of this 1101-nucleotide messenger RNA. Its product is annotated as methyltransferase-like protein 6. The coding region runs from base 38 to 1012 and encodes 324 amino acids. The record is from RefSeq and is a predicted model, not a curated record. NCBI's taxonomy places the organism in Eukaryota, Choanoflagellata, Craspedida, Salpingoecidae. The transcript is spliced from 7 exons.